Messenger RNA from Rhizoctonia solani, 957 nucleotides. RefSeq lists its product as uncharacterized. Lineage: Eukaryota; Fungi; Basidiomycota; Agaricomycetes; Cantharellales; Ceratobasidiaceae. Gene Ontology annotation, cellular component: Cdc73/Paf1 complex. Bases 1 to 957 code for a protein of 318 amino acids. Gene Ontology annotation, molecular function: protein binding. The transcript has 7 exons. The record is from RefSeq and is a predicted model, not a curated record.
AUGGACAACGCAGCCCAUGCUGAUCAAAUAUGGAACGUUGAAUGGACUUCUUCUAAUAAAGUUAUAUCGGUAUCUGCUGAUGGAACAGCUGCCUGUUGGGAUGUUGAAUCGGGUAAAAAGCUACACGGAACACAGGCCCAUCCGUUAGGGUUGAUAUCUGCGUCCACUUCUUCCUCACCCAACAGCACCGAAAAGGUUGUUUUGAAUUCGGUUGAGGGAACAGUAUUCCUUUGGGAUCUCGAAACGCAAGGAAUUGUAGCAAAGCGAGAAACUUUUAACCGCGAAAAAUCAGGCGAAUCUGCUUUUUCAGUGUCUAUGCAUCCAUCGGGGGGAUCUUAUGCUUCAACUGGAAACGGUGGGAUUGCCUUCAUAUGCUCGACCGGGUUAGAUAAGUUUGGAGAAGUUCAAAGCAAAUUGACACCAACUCGCGCGAAAUUUGGGAUGUGUGUAAAACAUUCACCAGACGGGAAAUAUUUAGCCUUGAGCUCGGAGAACGGUCAAUUAUCUGUUUUUGAUCUCGCAACUCAACAACUCUCAGUGACUUAUGCCAGCCAUGCAAUGUGCGUGAGAAGUCUUGCAUGGAGCUCGGAUAGUCAGUUGCUUCUCUCAGCCUCGGACGACAAGCGUUUGUUACUUCAUGAUUUACGUACACCUCCUCCUAUUUCGCAAGGAGGGCAUCCUCGGUUAGGGGCAGGAGCUGUUGCCGCUUUUAGUGGUCACUCGAGCUGGGUAUUAUCUGCCAGCCUUAGCUCUGAUGGAAAGUUGGCCGCGAGCGGAUCUUCCGACAAGCAUGUUCGCGUGUGGGAUAUUGGUGCGAGAAAAUCUUUGGCUGUACAACAACAUGCAGGCGAAGUCUGGGGUGUGUCAUGGCGCCCUAUACUGGCAGGUGGAGGUAAUACGUUUGUAACCGGAGGCGAAGAAAAAGCUGUUGAAUGGUGGAGUGCUCCCGGAGCAUGA